CCUCUUCUGGGCUCUGGCUCACCUUCUUCACGUAACGUCUUAUAUUUAGUUAUUUACGUUCUCUCCUCUGCUGACGCGUCACCUCUUCGUCAUGCAAAAUCUAUUAUUAUUCAUUUCCAAGAAACCACCAAAAUUUUCUCUUUCGAGAUCGAGAUCGCCUGGCUAAGCUUAACUGUUGUCGCCAUUGCCUCCAUCUCCGCUGAAGUUUAUUCUUUCUUUCAUCAUGACAUUUUUUUUUUUUUAAAUUUUAGUUAUUGCCUCUUUUUUGUUUUACAUAUCUUGACAGUAGUUUUUGUUGUUUUAUUUGUUCUAUAGUAAAAGAAAAUUAAAAUGCGAUGUUUUUUAUCUCCUGGAAUUUAAUGAUGUUAUUUUGGCACGUUCGUAGCAGUUAGCGAUUGAUUUUUAAUUGAGUUUGUUUCCUCGUUUGGGUUGUCCUUGGAUAAAAGAGUGUGUCUUUUGAGCUGGGUUUGGUCUUUGAUUAACCUUCUGAAUAUCUAACAGCUUAACAAAUCCAACAGUCAUUAAUUUUGUUCAUACUGUGAGGGAAUUUUGUCACCAUUUUUUUUUUGGUGUUAUUAUUGUGAGCUGUGAUCAACUGGGUUCGUUGAUAAUGCUCUGAUUUUGUGUUUUUUAUGAUCUGGAUGAUAUUAGUGGAAAUAAUAAAGCGUCAUCGAACUGAUGGGUCGCUCAGGUUGUUCAAUUUAGAUUAUGAUCGAAUAAUUAAUUAUUGAGAUUGUUUUAAAAGGCGUGGUUGAGAAAUUGGUAAAUAAGAGGAUGUAUGCGGUGGGAAGAAUAGGAAGCUAUAUCACGCGGGGCGUGUACACGGUGUCUGGGUCCUUUCAUCCAUUUGGUGGAGCUGUGGAUAUAAUAGUGGUGGAACAACCAGAUGGGAGCUCCAAAUCAUCGCCAUGGUAUGUCAGGUUUGGAAAAUUUCAGGGGGUUUUGAAGACAAAAGAGAAGAUUGUUAGUAUUAACGUUAAUGGAAUUGAAGCUGAUUUCCACAUGUAUCUUGAUCAUAGAGGAGAAGCUUACUUUCUCAAGGAGGGAGAUGUUGAAGAAGGAGAAUCUGUACUAUAUGCUUCAUCUUCUAGUGAUGUGACAGAUGGGCAAUCUAAUAGUAAUAGCAUCGACUUCAUUAACCAGAGUGAUGCUAGUAAUAAGAAGGUUGUGGUGAGUUCUGGUUCUCACCGGGCAGAGUUGCUCGGGUUUGUUUAUGAACGAAAGUCAAUGAAGGAUAAUGGUCACAAGGAGGGAGAAGGUGAUGCUAACAUGUCAAGGUUAAGUUCAUUGGAAUGUGCUGAAAUUGCGGCUGAUCUGUUGGAGGUGAAGUGGUCUAGCAAUCUGGCCUCUGAUGACUCGAGGAAAGAUAAUUCUACCCAGUUUUCUGCUGCCGUUUUGGAUGAUAAGGUGCUUGAACAUUUAGAGGUAAAAGAUGAUAAAAUCCUGGUGGAAUCAUCUGUGAAUGAUGACCGGAAGAAUACGACUGUCGAUUUUGUAUCAGACAGAGAAACAGUUUCCUUAAUUGAGCAAAUGGAUGGAUGUCCUUUCUCUAGCUCUGAGAACCUGGAGACUUUUACUGUUAAAACUAGCAAAGAAAUGUCAUGUAUAGACACCGUGGAACAAGUUGUUGAAGCUUCCUUAUUGGGUGAAGAUACUGUGGAAGCAAAUUGUUUAAAAGAUGAUGAAAUCCUGGUGGAAUCAUCUGUGUAUGAUGAUGGGAAGAAUAGGACUGAUGAUUCUGUCUCAGAGAGGGAAUCAGCUUCCUUAAUUGGGCAAAUAGAUGGAUGUCCGUUAUCUAGCUCUGAGAACCUGGAGACUUCUACUGUUAAAACUGGCAUAGAAAUAUCAUGUAUAGACACCGUGGAACAAGUUGUUGAAACUUCCUUAGUGGGUGAAAAUACUGUGGAAGCAAACUGUUUAAUAGUAUCUGAAAUAUCAAAAACAACCGACAAUUUUGGCAUAGGAAAUGCUGACCAUGUUUUCCCUGAUUCACUAAUUGAAUAUAAGCUUGAAGAAUGUCAUCGAGAACUGUCUGAUGAAGAACAUGCUUGUGAUGUAGAGGAUACUAUUAAUCCAGGUUGUAGAAUUUCUGAGGGGAGUGAAUCAGACAGAGUUCAAUCCUCUGAAUACUGUGAAGCAUCAGAGAGAUCAAUAAUUGGAUUGGAUAAUUCAAAUAAUCAGGCUCAAGAAACACUCUACCUUACCAGUGGAGGAUGUGGGGAAGUCUGUGUUCAUAUUGAUACUGUACAUGUGACAACUGAGAUACUAUCGAAGGAUACUGAUGUCCAGCAAGGAAAGCAUAUUGAUCAGGAGAAAGAAUUGGCAGAGGUUUCUGACAUGGAUACUGCAAACCCGAUAGUAAUGCCAGAAUCUUAUCCCAGCGUGGUCUGUGUUGAACCAGCCCUUCGUUCAACCAUAGAAGUGGACUCACAGAACAUUUGCACCACUCUAAAUGUCAGUUCUGAGGUUCAAGAUGGGCUAAAUAUUAAAGAUGAUGUUCAUCAGUCAUUAUGUAUUGGUGAUUCCAAAAGAAAUUAUAGUGGCAUUGUCAUGGAUAAAGCAGGAAGUGAUGUUGAGAGUUUGGAGGAAGAACAAUUCCUAUUCAGUGAUUUUGAUGAAUUCAAAGUCAGUGAGGUUCAGUGCAUUGAUUCAAGUUCUGUGGCUUCUUUAAAGAAAGAUAAUCAUCUAGCCUAUUGUGGUGAAGGAAUUCAAGCAGUCAAUGGGUUAGUUAAUGCAAAUGGUUACUCUUGUUGUUCUUCAGACGUGUUUGCUCAAUACAACCCAUUGAAUGACCUUGAAAGCUCAUUGGAUAAAUCUCCAAGAGUAAUGUCAAGUCCCAUUAGUGUUCCUGGAGGUCAUAAGGCUGUUGAAGAAGUUGGGUUUCUGGCAGAAUCAUUGCCAAAUAUGUGGUCUCCUACUAUUGACUUAAGUGCAGAUGAUUCUCAUUUUCCUGUUAGGCAUUCAUUGGAUUUAGAUUCCGAACCCUUGAACUGGACAUUACUCAAUGAGAUUGAUUCUAGCUGCACAGAGUCAGAUGCUGACAAAGAACAGCCUAAUGUUGACAAUAGUCAAGAGCUCAAAAGAGUUCUUUCCAGUCCUACAGUUGGGGAUCGUUCAGAAACCAUUGUUUCCCCUCGUAGAAGCUGGAGCCUUUGGCCUUUUUCUCGUAGAGGAUCAAAAACCAGGAAGGCUACACAACCAGCUCAAACUGAUGCUAAAAGUUCUGAUGCUGCCGUUACUAAAGGUUCUGAUGCUGCGGUUUCUAAAAGUUCUGAUGCUGCAGUCACUUCAGAGAGCAUUAAUGGCAUGAAUGAAACUAAUGAUGUGUGCAAACCUAAGAUGGAAAAGAAGAUGGUUAGGGCAAUCACUCCAACUUCCAAGCAGCUAGCAUCUCUGAAUCUGAAGGAAGGGAAGAACACUGUCACUUUUACAUUCUCCACAGCAAUGCUAGGGAAGCAACAGGUUGAUGCCAGAAUUUAUUUGUGGAAAUGGAACGCUCGUAUAGUAAUUUCAGAUGUGGAUGGAACGAUUACAAAAUCAGAUGUUCUAGGUCAGUUCAUGCCUAUGGUCGGGAUCGAUUGGUCACAAACAGGCGUUACACAUUUAUUUUCAGCUAUUAAGCAGGAAAAUGGGUAUCAACUACUUUUCCUUAGUGCGCGUGCAAUCUCGCAAUCCCAUAUUACUAGACAGUUCUUAUUCAGCCUGAAGCAGGAUGGGAAGGGUUUACCUGAUGGGCCCGUUGUUAUAUCACCUGAUGGGGUUUUUCCAUCUCUAUUUCGAGAGGUUAUAAGACGGGCUCCUCAUGAAUUCAAGAUCGCAUGCUUAGAGGAUAUCAGAGCAUUGUUUCCUUCUGAUCACAAUCCAUUCUAUGCUGGUUUUGGGAACAGAGAUACCGAUGAAAUCAGCUACCUUAAGGUUGGAAUCCCUAAAGGAAAAAUCUUUAUUAUUAACCCAAAGGGCGAGGUUGCUGUAAGCCGGCAUGUUCGCACAAAAUCAUAUAGUUCGCUUCAUGCUAUUGUUGAUGACAUUUUUCCUGAUACUACUACUACUACUACUACUACAUCUGAGCGGGAGGAUUUUAAUUCAUGGAAUUUCUGGAAACUAUCUCCACCACAAAUCAAUGCUUGAAGAUGUCAGCUAGUAAGGUGUUGCUGGACUCUGGAAACCAGGAUGUAUAGUUGUCCCCCGUGCUGGUUCUUGAACUUUUCAGGGCUAAAAUUGUGGCCGAGAUGAUGGCAGGAGCUCCACAGCAAUUCUUGGCUCUGCUGCACUGGCUGAUUUAUAGGCCGAAGGUCAUGCUUCAAAAUCAGUUACAUUUACAGGUGUAGGCUGUGUUCUAUUAUCUUCUCAGCCUUCGUAACAGUUUUGAGUGUUUAAAGAAUCUUGGAAAAACAUUAAUGUACAGUGCAGAAUAUUUUUCUUUAGAGACAAAUCAAAAUUU
Messenger RNA from Mangifera indica (mango), 4441 nucleotides. Its product is annotated as phosphatidate phosphatase PAH2-like. Gene Ontology annotation, molecular function: phosphatidate phosphatase activity. The record is from RefSeq and is a predicted model, not a curated record. The transcript is spliced from 12 exons. Bases 775 to 4128 code for a protein of 1117 amino acids. Lineage: Eukaryota; Viridiplantae; Streptophyta; Magnoliopsida; Sapindales; Anacardiaceae.